AAGGAAACCAACCAGCCGCAUUGUUGUCAUUGAGCUGUGUGAUCGAGUUUUCCGCGAAAAUCCCUAUCAAGAUAUCCAUCAUUUGCAAGAUUAUAGGUUUUUUUUUUUCAAGUGAAGUUCAUCAUUCUGUUAGCCAAUAUUACAGUUCGUCAUUUCCGAGAUGACUUCAGAAUAUGGCAAAGAGAAUUCUUCUCAAGCCCACAUGCCAUCGAAGGCACACAUGACACCCGUUAGUGUACCAAGGGCCAACGCGGGACCAAAGAGGAUCCUUAAGCCAAAUGGCUCAAACGUUGCUUCUCUGAACAGAGGUACAACAGCCCAGGCCAGAACACAGCCUGUCAAACCAGCUGAGAGUGGACAUGGGCAAACCAGAAAACAAGAUGAAAACCCCAAUGAACAGAAGAAAUCAUGGAAGUUGAAAGACUUCGAUAUUGGUCGUCCGUUGGGCAAGGGCAAGUUUGGGAGUGUUUACCUGGCACGUGAGAAACAGACCAAGUAUAUCGUGGCCCUCAAGGUGCUCUUUAAGUCUCAGCUUCAGAAGGCUCAAGUGGAGCAUCAGUUGAGGAGAGAGAUUGAAAUCCAGUCUCAUCUUAGGCAUCCCAAUAUUCUCAGGCUCUUUGGUUAUUUCUAUGAUGACAGUAGAGUAUACUUAAUUUUAGAAUAUGCUCCUCGUGGAGAACUUUACAAGCAAUUGCAGAAAGUAGGGAGAUUUGAUGAGCAAAGAACAGCAACUUAUAUUCGUGAGCUAGCCGAUGCCCUAAAUUACUGUCAUUCUAAGAAAGUCAUCCACCGUGACAUCAAACCAGAGAAUCUUCUUUUAGGUCUUCUAGGUGAUCUUAAGAUUGCUGACUUUGGUUGGUCUGUUCAUGCUCCUUCAUCAAGGCGAAACACCCUAUGUGGCACGAUGGACUACCUCCCUCCUGAGAUGAUCGAGGGACGCAUGCAUGACGACAAGGUAGACCUGUGGAGUUUAGGUGUACUCUGCUAUGAAUUCUUAGUCGGAAAGCCUCCUUUUGAAGCAGAGGGCGCUAAUGAGACUUACCGUAGAAUCACAAGGGUUCAGUAUCAGUUCCCAAAUUAUGUAACUGCCGGUGCCAGAGAUCUCAUCAAAAAGUUACUCCAACAUAACCCCGCCCACAGACUACCACUAGAACAGGUACUUACCCACCCCUGGAUUGUAGAGAAUUCUAAGAAGAAGCCUUCAGCAUCCUCCUCAGAAUCACAAUCAUGAUAGACUCAUAUCCCUACAGAGAUAUAUAUUCUUUAUACUUUGGUCCAGAUGACCCAUCCAUGCCUUAUAGUCAUCUAGUACUGUAUCGUCAAAGCUGGUACUCACUUAUGUGUUUACUUUCGAGCGGAUGACAGGACGAGAUAUUUUCCUCCUGUUACUUAUUGAAAGGAGGAUCGGGGAGCAUCACUUGAAAUAAUACAUGUGGACGUUGAUGAUGAUGAUUACAAUAUGAGGUCAAUGAUGUCUAUGGUGUUUGUACAGACUACGAGGAUGAUAAUUGUCCCUGUUCUGGUAUUGAUUUUUGUUUUCUAGUUGUGAUGAGAUAGAUCAUGGUGAUCUUCAACAAUCGGGAUGAUUAUGUGACUGUAACAAUAUCUACUGAUAAUCAUUCUUUCAAACGUAAAAUGACUAUGUGGUUACAAGAAUCAGAA
Lytechinus variegatus (green sea urchin) is the source of this 1662-nucleotide messenger RNA. RefSeq names its product aurora kinase C-like. NCBI's taxonomy places the organism in Eukaryota, Metazoa, Echinodermata, Echinoidea, Temnopleuroida, Toxopneustidae. Bases 161 to 1231 code for a protein of 356 amino acids. The record is from RefSeq and is a predicted model, not a curated record. The transcript is spliced from 10 exons. Gene Ontology annotation, biological process: regulation of cytokinesis; mitotic spindle organization; protein phosphorylation. Gene Ontology annotation, molecular function: protein kinase activity; ATP binding. Gene Ontology annotation, cellular component: spindle pole centrosome; spindle microtubule; spindle midzone.